This is a messenger RNA of Melopsittacus undulatus (budgerigar), 1257 nucleotides long. It is a transcript of the gene CABP7, whose product is annotated as calcium binding protein 7. Gene Ontology annotation, molecular function: calcium ion binding. Bases 1 to 648 code for a protein of 215 amino acids. NCBI's taxonomy places the organism in Eukaryota, Metazoa, Chordata, Aves, Psittaciformes, Psittaculidae. The transcript is spliced from 5 exons. The record is from RefSeq and is a predicted model, not a curated record. Gene Ontology annotation, cellular component: trans-Golgi network membrane.
AUGCCGUUCCACCCGGUGACGGCGGCUUUGAUGUACCGGGGGAUCUACACCGUCCCCAACAUCCUCGCCGAGCAGCGCCCCGUGGAGAUCCCCGAGGACGAGCUGGAGGAGAUCCGUGAAGCCUUCAAGGUGUUCGACCGCGAUGGCAAUGGCUUCAUCUCCAAGCAGGAGCUGGGCACGGCCAUGCGCUCCCUGGGGUACAUGCCCAACGAAGUGGAGCUGGAAGUCAUCAUCCAGCGCCUCGACAUGGACGGUGAUGGGCAGGUGGACUUUGAGGAGUUCGUGACACUGCUGGGGCCCAAGCUGUCCACGUCCGGCAUUCCCGAGAAGUUCCAUGGCACCGAUUUCGACACCGUGUUCUGGAAGUGUGACAUGCAGAAGCUGACGGUGGACGAGCUGAAGCGGCUCCUGUACGAGACCUUCUGCGAGCACCUCUCCAUGAAGGACAUCGAGAACAUCAUCAUGACGGAGGAGGAGAGCCACAUGGGCACGGCCGAGGAGUGCCCGGUGGAUGUGGAGACCUGCUCCAGCCAGCAGAUCCGCCAGACCUGUGUGCGCAAGAGCCUCAUCUGCGCCUUCGCCAUCGCCUUCAUCAUCAGCGUGAUGCUCAUCGCUGCCAACCAGGUGCUGCGCAGCGGCAUGAAGUAAUGGGAGCUCAGUCCCUAUGGAAUCAGACAUGAACAGCCCCCCCACCCCCGGGAUGGGGAUAAGGCUGAGGGGGAAGCCCCGCACGGGGUCCCCGGGGCGAUGCGAUCGCAUGGCUGCAGAACAUGGAACCUUGGGACAGACACAAACCCACACACACAGACCCCAACCAAGCAUGUACCGUGCAUGGAGCCCCGUGUGCUGCCCCCUCCCCGGGCGGAGGAUCCCGUCGGAUGCACCGAUGCUGUCGUCUAUAGCUCUAUAUUUAUGAUCAAAACCAAAACCAUCCCUUAAGCAAUACACGCGCCUCAGAUGGUCCCUAGGGAUGGGGGUGUUUGCAUGGACUUUGGCUGCCAAGGGCUGGAAUUCCCACCCCGUCCCCUGUCCUGGCCCAGUGCCGUGCCUCAGUUUCCCCACCUGCCAGACUGGGGGAACUCCGGUGACCUCCUGCUUGAUGCACUUUAGGCCGAAUUCCCUCGGGAAGAGCCAGAGCGACCCUGAGGCUGGGAGCCCUCAAUGGCCAGGGUCACCCACCCUGCACCCCCAGGACCCCCCAGCCUGUAUGUAGCACCCCUGGGCACGGGCCUGGCUGGGAUCUGGGGCUGUUCCUCC